AUGCAUCGUUCCAUCCCGGCUAAACGCCUAGCCUUAUCCACCCAACCGCGUCCUGCAACGGGCAGCUUUGUCAGGUUUGCCUCAUCUCGCCCCAAAAGAGCACCAUCGACGAUUAGAGCCGAGCGACGGGACUCUCCCCGUAUAAGCCGAUCAGUGUCGCCUUUGCCUGGGCAGUUCGGGCCGGGAGAUCAAGGGUAUGCGGUUAGGAGGUUACCGUUGGAGCUUUACCUGUCUGCGCAUAAGGAAGGGCUGAUUACCAUUGGUGUUCGGGAGGCUUCCAAAAUUGCGCGGGAAUGCAUUGAGCUUGCUGCGGAGCUAAAGGCACAGACAGAGGAAGUCGUCCUCACGGAGAGGAUUCAUACUGAUAUCGAUAAGAUCUCGCAAACCCUUUUCGUCCUCCUCCGGUCUCCAUAUUAUGCACGAUUAGCACUAUGGUUCCUACCCCAUUUGGCCAAACAAGGAGACGUGCGAUCGUCCUAUUACCUAUCCCACGUUAAAUCGAAGGCUUCACGCCAGGCGGAUUCGCUCUCCUGGCCAGACAAUCCCACAGAACCCCUCCAGGCCGUCAUUAUCGGACAGGGGCUGCUAGAUAAAGGGGACUUGGAGAAUGCUGCACGACGGUUCAAACAGGCAAUGGACAUAUCAAAACCUGUUGAUAAGCCCGAGAGCUUCGAUGCUCUGUUCCCCACUAGCGUUCAACAACCCUGGGAAGCUUACGGCUCCGUAAUGCAGUCAUUGGGCCAACAAGAUGCAGCAAAAGAGGCGUAUUCCGUUGGUGCGACGCAGUACGAUAAUUCACGAGCCUACAAGUUGCUUCUGCAGGACAUCCUACAAUCUGGAGACCUGGUCAAGUACGAGGAGUACCUUACUAAGGUUGCUAUGGGCAAUGACAUACCAGCAUGCUACCAGCUAGGGAAUCUAUACCUUACGCUAUACCUAAUGAAGAGUGACUCUAAGGAGAGCAAGCCGGGUGGAGAUAAAGAAGAAACGUUGCUUGAAUCACGGUAUACGAAGGACGAAAGUCAGAAGCUAGCGAUUGAGUGGUACGAGAUCGCCGUUGCCGGCGGCCAUGCACAGGCAGCACUUGUUAUGGCAGGACUGCUGCGGCAGCAAAAUAAACGCGAGCAAGGGUUAAGAUAUCUCCAGAUUGCGGAGGCGAAUCCAAACUACUCUGAACGCGCGGCGGGGCUACGUGGGUCGUGGCAAGAUGAGCAGUUUACCUUUGAUAUCAAAGAUCUGAUGAGAUGA
Arthroderma uncinatum is the source of this 1248-nucleotide messenger RNA. RefSeq lists its product as uncharacterized. NCBI's taxonomy places the organism in Eukaryota, Fungi, Ascomycota, Eurotiomycetes, Onygenales, Arthrodermataceae. The transcript is spliced from 2 exons. Gene Ontology annotation, molecular function: protein binding. The coding region runs from base 1 to 1248 and encodes 415 amino acids. The record is from RefSeq and is a predicted model, not a curated record.